This is a messenger RNA of Verticillium nonalfalfae, 444 nucleotides long. RefSeq lists its product as uncharacterized. Lineage: Eukaryota; Fungi; Ascomycota; Sordariomycetes; Glomerellales; Plectosphaerellaceae. Bases 1 to 444 code for a protein of 147 amino acids. The record is from RefSeq and is a predicted model, not a curated record. The transcript has 2 exons.
AUGGGGCUUCGUUGCGAUGUCCCCGGAGCCGACCUCCGCCCACGCAGACUUCGGGGCGCGUCCGUCCAGCCAACACGCGUUAGGGCAUGGAUGAAGAAUAGACGUUCUGAAAAGGGAGCCCGAUGUCCUUCGGACACCGAAUUUGAAGGUCGAGCAACAACAGUCCCAGUCGUCGAUGUUCCUGAUGCGGACGAGGCUCAGGUAGAUGAUGACAUGGCCCACGGCAGUAGCGCGCUUGUAGGGAUGAUCAGAAUGCAGAUCGGGCUGGGCGUCGCAUGUCGGCAGCAAUUUGCCGAGUCAGUAGCGUUUGCGGCGGCGGCCCAGGGUUCUCGACGUCGGGAUGCCCCUCAACGGACAUUUGCGACCGCGACCACAACGACGAUGGGCGGUAGGUACCCCAUUUCUAGAUGCUUGUUGCUGCUCCAUGCGCAGGAUCCCUGGUAG